AUGACCACUGAAAAACAGCAGUGCAAACAUUUGAUUCCAUUGUUUAAAUGUCUCAUUCCAUCAUUCAAUUCCUCAUUUAUUUUCAGAGAACGAGAAAUGGUGAACGUUCGUCGUGCUAACUUCAAAAGCUUCUGGGAUAAAUAUUCCGACAAACCGGAUACCAAUUCAAUGAUGCUCAAUCAUUCAGCUGAAGAAUUGGAAGCAAGCGAUCGUGCUGAUAUUCUUGCUAGUUUGCCUCAAUUGCAUAACAAGGAUGUUGUCGAUAUUGGAGCUGGAAUUGGUCGCUUCACAACAGUUCUUGCCGAGACAGCUCGCUGGGUUCUCUCUACUGAUUUCAUUGACAGCUUCAUCAAAAAGAACCAACAACGUAACGCCCAUCUCGGAAAUAUCAAUUACCGAGUCGGAGAUGCCGUCGGACUUCAGAUGGAUUCAAACAGUGUUGACUUGGUCUUCACUAACUGGCUCAUGAUGUAUCUUUCUGAUGAGGAGACUGUUGAAUUCAUCUUCAAUUGCAUGAGAUGGCUUCGGGAGAGUGGAAUUGUCCACCUUCGGGAGAGUUGCUCGGAACCAAGUACUGGUAGAUCAAAGGCAAAAUCGAUGCAUGACACUGCUAAUGCCAAUCCAACUCACUACAGAUUCUCUUCUCUCUACAUCAAUCUUCUUCGUGCUAUCCGUUACCGUGAUGUUGACAACAAAUUGUGGCGUUUCAACGUUCAAUGGUCAUGCUCAGUUCCCACUUACAUCAAGAGAUCCAAUAACUGGCGUCAAGUUCAUUGGCUCGCUGAGAAGGUUGCAGCUGAAGAUGGAGCAAAGGAGACUUCAUUCAAUGAGUUGGUUGAAUUGCUCAAGAGCACGUGGCAACAGGGACAAGAGGCAUGGGAUGCCAAGUUGGAUGAUGAGAAAUAUGUGUGGUCUGAGAAGAUCUUCUCAUCUGCAAUCGCUUCUCUUCCAUCGAACUCUACUUUCUUCCUUUACACUCCACGUACAAUUUCUCCAUUCUGCCAUAUCAAUGCUCAUUCUCUUGCUGAAACAUUCAAUGCCAACGUCUGGAAUACAGAGAUUGUUCCAGAAUAUUACCGUACUUCUCUCACCAAAUCAAAUAACUUGAAAGAUCAGAGAGUUCGCUUCGGAUGGAAUGAAAAUCUCGCCUCUUCUGUCAAGUACUGGCAACAGAAGGAGGCUCUCUUUGACGUAUUCAUUGCCACAGAAUUCUUGAGUACUUCUGAUGAUAAUACCAUUCGCCAAGUUCCACAAAUCACCAGCAGCGGAGCCAAAUUCUUCACAUUGGAGCCAGUCGAUGAAGUCAACGAGGGUGCAAUGAAGGAGCGUCUUCAGAAGUUGGGAUUCACAUUGGAGUCGUUCACUGAUGUCACCGAUCAAGCUGUCGCGGCCCAAGAGCAAUAUUUCAAGGAUCACGAGCAUUUGAGCAACGAGAAAGUUAUCCGUAAAAACUGGGUCCUUCUUGAGAUGUCUGCUACCAAUUGA
Molecule: messenger RNA, 1485 nt
Organism: Caenorhabditis remanei
Lineage: Eukaryota; Metazoa; Nematoda; Chromadorea; Rhabditida; Rhabditidae
Exons: 4
Coding region: 1-1485 (494 amino acids)
Source: RefSeq, a predicted model, not a curated record